Molecule: messenger RNA, 1665 nt
Organism: Drosophila subobscura
Lineage: Eukaryota; Metazoa; Arthropoda; Insecta; Diptera; Drosophilidae
Product: cytosol aminopeptidase-like
Exons: 1
Coding region: 4-1584 (526 amino acids)
Biological process (GO): proteolysis
Cellular component (GO): cytoplasm
Molecular function (GO): manganese ion binding; metalloaminopeptidase activity
Source: RefSeq, a predicted model, not a curated record
AAUAUGAAUUCGAAGAUGCUGCAAAUGGCCGGCUCGAUGGCCCUGGCCAGGAACUCUCUUCGUGCUGUUAGCCAGCGACGCAUGGCAGCGAUUGCCUGUGCCGACGCCCAUAAGGGCGGCAAGGGCCUCGUUUUGGGGCUGUACGAGAAGGAGGCGGGCAAGGGGCCACGUCUGACGCCAGCGGGGGAGAAGUUCGAUGAUCGUCUGCAUGGGAAACUCUCGGAACUUAUUUGCGAGACGAAGAUCAGUGGCAGGCUGGGACGCGGAAAGGUCUUCAACAAUAUUGAUGAGGAGUUCCGGUCGGUGUGCGUGGUCGGUGUGGGGCUGGAGGGAAUCGGCUUCAACGAGCUCGAGAUGAUCGACGAGGGCAUGGAGAAUGUCCGCGUGGCCGCCGGCAUUGGUGCCCGCUCCCUGCAGGCCAUCGAAUGCAUCGAGAUCCAUGUGGACAACAUGGACUACCCGGAGCAGGCAGCUGAGGGCGCAUCCCUCGCCACUUGGCGCUUCGAGGAGAACCUCUCCAAGAAGUAUCGCUCCACACAGCCCAAGAUGGAGCUCUUUGGCUCCCCGGACACUGACUCUUGGAUGCGCGGCCUCUUCAAGGCGGAGGCCCAGAACAUUUCGCGCCGCAUCGCCGAGUCUCCAGCGAACUGCAUGACGCCCACAAUCUUCGCCCAGGUGGCCGUGGACACGCUCUGCCCCUGCGGCAUCACCGUGGAGGUGCGCACGAUGGAGUGGAUCGAGCAGCAGCGGCUGCACUCCUUCCUCACGAUUGCCAAGGGCAGCUGCGAGCCGCCCAUCGUCCUGGAGCUCGCCUACUGCGGCACCUCGCCCGAGGACAAGCCCGUCCUGCUGGUGGGCCAGGGAAUCACCUUCAACUCUGGCGGAAUCAAUCUGCGUCCCUGCAAGGGCAUGGACGAGUUCCGCGGUGAUCUGAAUGGCGCCGCCUCCAUCCUGGCCACCAUGCGAGCGGCUGCCGCUUUGUCGCUCCCAAUCAACAUUACGGCCAUCUUGCCGCUGUGCGAGAACCUGCCCUCGGGCAUGUCCGUGAAGCCGGGGGAUGUGGUGACCCUCCUGAAUGCCAAGACAAUGUCCGUGCGGAACAUCGAUCGCACUGGAGUGGUGGUGCUGGCGGAUCCCCUGAUCUAUGGCCAGCAGACCUACAAGCCCCGUUUGGUCGUGGACAUUGGAUCGAUGUGCAAAGGUGUGAAGAAGGCAGUGGGCGGAGGCGCCACGGGCAUCUGGUCCAACUCGCACUACGUGUGGAAGCAGUUCCAGAAGGCUGGAUCCCUCACCGGAGAUCGUUUGUGGCGGUUCCCGCUGUGGGACUUCUACAAGCGCCGCGUGGCCAAUCACAGGAGCUUCGAUUUAUCCAACGAUGGCAAUGGCCAUGCCUCGUCCUGCCUGGCGGCCGCAGUGCUCAACGAGCUGGUGCCCUGCGCCGACUGGGCCCAUCUCGACACCUAUGGCACUGGCCUGAUGACCACCUAUGGACUGAUUCCAUAUCUACGAGCGGGCCAAAUGACGGGGCGUCCCACUCGAACUUUGGUGCAAUUUCUGUACCAGUUGGCAUGUCCCAACGAGUAGCUGCAGCCUUUCAGCUGCUGAUUCGUUUGGGUGUGGAUGGAUAUUUGUUUUAAUUGUUUGAUUUGUUUCUAUAUACAGACA